GUAAAAACCACUUAUUUUUUCCCUCCAAUUCAACAUGGGUCCGCGUCAAGCAACAUCUCCGUUAAGAAUCCAGGGCUAUGAGACACGGCCCCAUCGCCAACAACGACUCCGUACUUGCCGAAGAAGCACACGCCUCCAAAAAUACUACUCCCGUGAGCAGGACACCAGCGCUAGUGAGGACAUAGUAAGCGGAAUAAAGGAACGUAGGAGCAUUAAUCUCCCUUCAGCCAUUCAAGCCGGCAAUCCAGAGACUCUACACGGCCCACUGAUCUCUUCCAAACAGCGUUCACCUGAGCAUAAACGACUACACCCUGGACCUGGACCUGAGCGCCCAUCUGAUAAUCCCGAUCCUCCUUCAAAACGGUCACGAACCAGCAAGGAUAGACUAAUCGAGCAUUGGACACUCAAUGAAUAUAAAUGGCCCCAAAACCCUUCAAAACCAGACAUCAUAGAACACUGCCUUGCAAGACCGAAAACGCCAUCACUUCGCCGGAUGAAGCCAAAUAGUGGCGAAACGAUCUCUCAAGUGAAGAGUAGACCUUACACCGACAAGAACUAUGAAGUAUAUUUGGAGACUAAAGGUAGUUUCAUGGGAAGGCAUAAGGAUGAUAUCACCAGAGACAGCAAGGACUUCUAUCAAAAGCUGCUGAUGAAAGACACCAAAGUUCCCAGAGACACAGUGUUUGAUGACAAAGCUUUCAGAUCAACCUGUGACAGACUAAGAAAGUACAAUGAGACUGGAGUUAUUCGGAUCAUUGGUGAAUUAAUUGUGCCCUCGGCGGAGAGUGCAAUUGACCUCGGUCAUGUCACAUUUCCGCAUUUGAUUGUUAGUAUGAAUGAUGGCUGGGAUAGCUCGAUUCCUCUAGAUGAGGCUCAAUUGCCACCACCUGCACAAUCUCGACAAUUUCGAUUACCUCAGCCACAACCCGAUUACGCGGUAGGGUUCUCCCGACAGUCCUUCACUGAAAAUCAACUGAAGAAGCUUGCACCAUUUGUUGGUGAAAUUGGUGAUAUGUCUUACUUUAUGAGUACUGCAUACAUGUACUUUCCAUUUAUGACAGCGGAGGUGAAGUGUGGAAUGACAGCACUUGAUAUAGCAGAUCGACAGAAUGCACACAGCAUGACUCUCUCAGUAAGAGGUGUUGUCAAGCUCUUCAGGGUUGUGAAGCGUGAGAAGGAGCUGCAUCAACAGAUUUUGUCCUUUUCGAUUUCUCAUGAUCAUCAAAUGGUGAGGAUCUAUGGUCACUAUCCUGUGAUUGAUGGAGAUAAAACUGUCUAUCACCGGCACCCUAUUCACCAGUUUAGUUUCACAGCACUGGAUGGCAAAGAGAAAUGGACAUCCUAUAAGUUUGUGAUGGGCAUGUAUGAUGACUGGGCGCCUUCUCAUUUUAAAAGGUUGUGCUCAGCUAUUGACGAACUACCGGAGGUGAACCUCGACGUAUCACAGCAGCCUGAUGAGAUAUUACCGCAGCCAGAGCUGAGUUUUUCAGAAUCAAGUGGAUUUUGACAAGGGAUUGAGGGUGUCGACGUACAGUACAUGUACAGUACAUUACAUGGACAAGGUUCAAUUUUCACAUCUGUAUUGGGAGAGAAAGCCCAGCCAUCUCUUACUAGUUCACAGGUCCCCCCCCGCAUUCAAGUUGCCCAAGAAAAGACACAAAUAGUCAUUUAGAUAACCAAAUCAAGUAAUUCCGUUCUAAUGGCCUAUUAUUCCUUCUGUGAAUCCUACAGAUCUAUCCAAAAGAAUAGGUGCACCAGAAUCAACCCCUAGCAUUACAGUUAUUCACUAGACUCAGAAAGCCAAAACCUUCUUGCAAGGCAAGGGUUCUCGCUCAUUUCACUGACGUUGGAAACUCAUUUUUGAGAUAAGGGAUGAAGUCUAUGUAUUGUCGGGGCGGCGGGGCAUAAUCAGGCCAUCGUACGGAGUAAUGAGCAAAUUUGAAGUCUUGACUUCAGGGUUAUGCCAUUCAUGCGCGUCCUUGUUGUUUCUGUGCCGCGCAAUAACUCCCCAACCUACCCUACCGGCAGCUGUCGAAAUCAAUGGAGGACCGGCGUGCCAUCGCCAUCCUCGGUGAACAUAUUAUUGUUAGCAGGUUCGAUGUCGUUGUGAACGGAGAAAGGCAAAUCUGUUCGAAUUCUGUGGGUUGUUGACCUUUUCAAGCAAUGUUGAUGUAUAUACCUACCGCUUGAAGCAAAGACCUGAAACUCGGCCAUGUGUCUGUCACUUGGCAGCCAUAGCAUAGUAGAAUGAAUGCUUUCGAAGAAGAACUUCACACGUCUCAACCUCGUGGAGAUUUUGUUUCUCAAGGGUGGGACCUGCGUCACCUGCCAGUGUAUGUUUGCGAAGAGACUCGGAGUUUUGAAGGUAGCAGUCAAGCGGUGGCGAUAAUCACAGUCCAGGUUCUGCCGUCUCAACUCUUGGACCCCUAUCCUAUCCUGGGUCUCCACCCGCUGAAUAUCAGGAAGUUGCGACAGAUCAUGAGGUUCGUUUUCGUGAUCCGUCCACUUUGCCAGAGUACAAGACGUUAUCUUGCCGUACAAUAAUCUGGAUGUAAACGAGUUGGAAUUUGCCAUCAAUCAAUAAAUAAUAUGAUGUUGAGGACUGUGAGAUGUUGAGAUGUUUUGAUGGUUCGAUGGAAAGAAGGAGAAGAUAUCAGGCAAGGAAAUUUGGUAUUUUUCUCUUCCUCUAAGUUAACACAGCGGGUCUGCUACGCAUAGUAGUAGACAUGGUGGAGCAGAAUCAGUGAAUCUAG
Blastomyces gilchristii SLH14081 is the source of this 2753-nucleotide messenger RNA. RefSeq lists its product as uncharacterized. NCBI's taxonomy places the organism in Eukaryota, Fungi, Ascomycota, Eurotiomycetes, Onygenales, Ajellomycetaceae. The transcript has 3 exons. The record is from RefSeq and is a predicted model, not a curated record. The coding region runs from base 35 to 1507 and encodes 490 amino acids.